AUGGAUUCAGAAAAGAAGGUGGCCCCUAAAAACAGCAAGGAUCAAGAUCCUUUGCAAGACGACACGGCCUCAAGCAACAAUGAACCUUCUGGAUAUCAUGAAGAACCCCAGAACUUCACCCAAGACUCUUACCACGACAUUGAAAAACAAAUGACCCAUUCCGGUGCCGAUCUCGCCCGUGUCAUGAGCCAGCCUGAUAAUAUCAAACGUCUCGAAUCUCUUACCCGUGUUCUCUCAACUCGUCGUGUUGCUGUUCCAGGUCAAAUCACCGGGCCUCUUGCUGUCGACCCUAACGAUUUUGAUCUCAACAUUUUACUCAAUUCAAUUGCCCAGCGUCUUGACGACCAAGGUAUCUCCAGAAAAUACACCGGCUUUGCUCUCAACAACACCACAGUCUGGGGUGUCGAUGUUUCAACAGCUUAUGGUCCCUCUGUUUCUGAGCAUUUGCGCUCUCUGGCCCUUUUCCCUAGAUAUAUCAAAGACUAUUUACACAAACCGAUUCGACCUUUAAUUCGCGAUAUCAAUGGUCUUGUUCGUGAAGGUGAGCUGCUCCUGGUUCUGGGUAGACCCGGUUCCGGUUGCUCCACUCUUCUUAAAACCAUUGCCGGUGAAAUUGACACUUUUAAAAAGGUUGAUGGAGAAAUCUCUUAUGCUGGUGCUCCUCAAGAAGAAAUGCUUAGGCAUUUCAAGAGUGAAGUCAUUUACAACCCCGAAUUGGAUGAUCACUUUCCUCACCUGACUGUUGGCCAGACUCUACGCUUUGCUAUUGCUUGCAGAACUCCUGAAACUCGUGUCGAUGACCUAUCUCGUGAACAAUUUGAAGACUUUUUGCUCGAGGUGCUGGCUACUGUCUUCGGUCUUCGCCACGUCCUCAACACAAAGGUUGGUAACGAUUACGUUCGUGGUGUCUCUGGUGGUGAACGUAAGCGUGUCUCCAUCGCUGAAGCCCUCUCUGCUCGUGCUGCCAUUUACUGUUGGGAUAAUGCCACUAGAGGUCUUGAUGCCUCUACUGCCUUGGAAUAUACUCACGCUAUUCGUGCUGCUACCAAUUUUUUGAAUAAUGUUGGUGUCGUUGCCAUUUACCAGGCUGGCCAAAACAUUUACGAUCUUUUCGAUAAGGUCACUGUUCUCUAUACUGGUCGCCAAAUCUUCUUUGGUCCCGCUGAAAAGGCCAAGGCUUACUUUGAAAAAAUGGGUUACUAUUGUCCUGCUCGUCAAACUACUGCCGAGUUUUUGACCUCCGUAACUGAUCCUAAUGGUCGUUUGAUACAGGAAGGUUAUGAAAAUAAAGUCCCGAAAACAGCUGAUGAGUUUGAGGCAUACUGGAAGGCCUCUCCAGAGUUUGCUCAGGUCCGUCAUGAAGUUGAGAGCUACAUUGCUGAAUGCCAAAGUGAUUCCACUGUUCAACGUUUCAAAGAUGUCAAGAACGUCGAAAGAAUGAAGCACACUCGUGUCAAAUCACCCUACUUGAUCACCUACACUGCCCAACUUAAGCUUGUAAUGAUUCGUGGUUUCCAGAGAGUUAUUGGUGACAAAAACUACACCAUCAUCAUGGUUGCUGGUUGUAUUAUUCUUGCCUUUAUCGUUGGUUCCUUAUUUUGGGACAUUCCUGACUCUACAUUUGGUGCCUUCUCGAGAAGUGGUGUUUUAUUCUUUGGUCUCUUGCACAUGGCUUUAACCUCCCUUGCCGAAAUUAACAAUGCAUUCUCUAAUCGUUCCAUUCUCAUGAAACAGAGAACUUACUCUUUUUACCAUCCCUCUGCUGAAGCUCUACAAGCUGUUCUUUCUGGUUUCCCCGAACGUCUGCUUUCUUGUAUUGCCUUUACCAUUCCGCUUUACUUUCUUUCAAACUUGAAUGUAACUGCUGGUCAGUUUUUCAUCUUUUUGUUUAUUUUGAUUUUGGCAACUCUUACUCUUGGUGGUCUUUUCCAAAUGAUUUCUGCUCUUACCAAGGAUGCCCAAACUGCAAACUCGGUCGCUGGUCUUUUCGUCGUUCUCAUGGUUGUCUACACCGGCUAUAUGAUCCCACUUACCCAAAUGCACCCUUGGUUUAAAUGGAUCAGUUACCUUAAUCCUCUUCGUUACGCUUUUGAAACCAUGAUGGCCAAUGAGUUCCAUCACCGUGAAAUGCCUUGUCAAAACAUGAUUCCUAAUGGUCCCACUUAUCAGAAUCUUCAACAAAAUAAUACUGUUUGUGCUUUUGCUUCUUCUGAAACUGGCCGUGAAACUGUCAAUGGUGAUAGAUUCCUUCACAUCAGUUAUGGUUACUCUUGGGGUAAGGCCUGGAGAAACUUGGGUUUCUGCUUCAUUUUCUACAUUGGUUUUUACGCUAUCAACUGUGUUGCUACUGAAAUUCUUAAGCCUCUUCCUGGUGGUGGUGAUAUUCUUUUGUUCCGUCGUGGCCACAUGCCUGCUGAUUUCAGUCUAGAGGAGCCUGUCAGAGACAUGGAGGCUCUUAAGCAAGAACUUGAUGGUAUUGGUAGUGGUGAUGAAGAACCCGAUCUAUUUUCUUGGCAACACGUUGACUACACUGUGCCAAUCAAGGGUGGUACUCGUCAGCUUUUGAAUGAUGUUCAAGGUUAUGUCAAGCCUGGUACUAUGACUGCGCUUAUGGGUGAAUCUGGUGCUGGUAAGACUACUCUUUUAAAUGUUCUUUCUCAAAGAAUCAAUGUUGGUGUUAUUACUGGUGAUAUGUUUGUCAAUGGUAAACCUCUUGAUGAUACUUUCCAAAGACGUACUGGUUAUGUUCAGCAGCAAGAUUUGCACUUGGCUGAAACUACUGUCCGUGAAGGUCUUCAAUUUGCUGCCCGUCUUCGUCAACCCGCUACUUAUACUGAUGCUGAAAAGAUGGAAUAUGUUGAGAAGAUUAUCAAACUUCUUGGUAUGGAAUCUUAUGCUGAAGCUCUUGUCGGUGGUGUUGGUCGUGGUCUUAACGUUGAACAACGUAAGAAGCUUUCCAUUGGUGUUGAACUUGUUGCCCGUCCCUCUUUGUUGCUUUUCCUUGAUGAACCUACCUCUGGUCUAGACUCUCAGUCGGCUUGGGCUAUUGUUACCUUCAUGAAGGAACUUGCUCGUGCUGGUCAAUCCAUUUUGUGUACAAUCCAUCAGCCUUCUGCUACUUUGUUUGAACAGUUUGACCGCUUGCUCAUGCUUAAGAAGGGUGGUUUUAUGGUGUACUUUGGCGAUAUCGGUGAGAACUCGUCUACCUUGACCAGCUACUUUGAGCGUAAUGGUGCCCGUCCUUGCGAAAAGUCUGAAAAUCCUGCUGAGUAUAUUCUUGAAUGUAUUGGUGCUGGUGCCACUGCUAGUGCGGAAAAGGACUGGGGUGAGGUUUGGAAAAAUUCAAAGGAAAAUUCUGAUUUGACUCUGGAGAUUAACGAAAUUCAUGAACGUCUUCGUGCACGCCCUGAAAAGACCCUCGAUCACAGUUUGAAGACAAAGUUUGCUGCUUCGUACUGGACUCAGCUUCGUAUUGUUUAUGGUCGUACUUGGAGACAAUUCUGGAGAUCGCCAAAGUAUAUUUCUGCUAAGUUUAUUCUCAGUACUGUCGGUGGUCUUUUGGUUGGUUUCUCUUUCUUCAACAUUAACCACUCUAUUUCUGGUAUGCAAAAUGGUAUGUUUGGUAUCUUUUUGAUUUUGCUUAUUUCCAAUCCUAUGUGUAACCAGAUUGAGAGUUUUGCUCAGCCUUCGCGUGACUUGUAUGAAGUACGUGAAUCCAAGUCAAAUACGUUCCACUGGUCUACCCUGAUUUUGGCUCAAUUCUUUGCAGAACUUCCUUAUCACUUGGUCUUUUCUACAGUUCUUUACAUUGCGUUUUAUUUCCCCGUUGGCUAUGCUCGCAAUGCUCACAUUGCUGGUUACUUUUGGUUCUGUUACUGUAUUCUUUUCCAUAUUUAUAUUGUUUCAUUUGGUCUCAUGGUCUUUUACUUUUCUCACGAUGCUGCAUCUGCAUCUGUGGUUACAUCCAUGUUGUUCUCUCUCACAGUUACUUUCUGUGGUGUCAUGCAACCUAAGGCUCUUAUGCCCGGCUUCUGGACCUUUUUGUGGAAGGUUUCACCUUACACUUACUUUGUCCAGGGUUUCACUGCCGAUGUUUUAAGUGGCCGACCCGUUAUUUGCGAUGAUUUUGAAUACAAUAUUAUGGAACCCCGUGCUGGAGAAACAUGCGGUGAAUUCCUUGCUGAUUUCCUUUCAAGCAACCCUGGUUAUGUUAAUAACCCCAAUGCUACUUCUCAAUGCCAGUACUGCAAGUUUAAUGUUGGUGACAACUUUUUGGCUACUGUCAAUAUGUCUCAUGGCCAAAAGUGGCGUAACGUUGGUUUCUUCUGUGUUUACAUUGUUUUCAACAUUGUCUGCAUGCUUGGAUUGUACUACCUUCUUCGUGUCAAAAAUGUGGAGAUGCCUGACCUCAAGUCUCUUUUGACCUUUGGCUGGGUCAAGGAUGUUGUUAAGAGUAAGGACGAUCGCCCUGACACUGAUAUCUACCGUGAGAGACCGGAGGAUGCUGCUAUGGCUAGAGAAGUUGAUGCUCAUUUGAAUAUGAGACGCGCGUCUGUUGCCAAUACUUCUGCUCCUCAGGUUUAA
Magnusiomyces paraingens is the source of this 4584-nucleotide messenger RNA. RefSeq lists its product as uncharacterized. Gene Ontology annotation, cellular component: membrane. Gene Ontology annotation, molecular function: ATP hydrolysis activity; ATP binding; ABC-type transporter activity. Gene Ontology annotation, biological process: transmembrane transport. Bases 1 to 4584 code for a protein of 1527 amino acids. NCBI's taxonomy places the organism in Eukaryota, Fungi, Ascomycota, Dipodascomycetes, Dipodascales, Dipodascaceae. The record is from RefSeq and is a predicted model, not a curated record. The transcript has 2 exons.